Messenger RNA from Annulohypoxylon truncatum, 1410 nucleotides. Its product is annotated as DUF636 domain protein. NCBI's taxonomy places the organism in Eukaryota, Fungi, Ascomycota, Sordariomycetes, Xylariales, Hypoxylaceae. The transcript has a single exon. The record is from RefSeq and is a predicted model, not a curated record. The coding region runs from base 17 to 1138 and encodes 373 amino acids. Gene Ontology annotation, molecular function: carbon-sulfur lyase activity.
CAAGGACAAGGAAAACAUGAACAACCUCGCCACCCUCGUCGUCUUCUACAACCGGGACAAGGUCGCCGAGCCGGACGAGGCGCUCGACACCGAGACCUUCGCCGCGCGGUGCCAUUGCGGCAACGUCAACUUCACCGUCACGCUGCCGACCUCGUACCUGCCGCUGAACGCGUACAUCUGCUCGUGCACCAUCUGCCGGUACACGCACGGCACCUUCGGCAGCUACCACAUCUCGCUCCCGCAGGGCGUAGCGCCCGAGUGGACCAACGGCGCGCUGAACCUGGCCGUGUACAAGACGCCGGGCAGCGGCGCGGGCGGCCACGGCCAGCGCUUCUUCUGCCCGCGCUGCGGGGCGCACAACGGGCACUACGAGGCGUGGGCCGCGCAGUGGGUCGUCGAGCCCUCGCUCUUCGACGCGCCCGUCUUCUGGCACUUCCGCGGCAUCGGCUUCCCGCGCUCCGCCGGCGACGGCGGCGGCCUGCUCUCCUGGCUGCCCGAGGUCGGCGGCCGCAAGCUGACGCAGGCCAGCCUCGAGCACGACUACGAGCCCGACCACGAGCCCGAGGUCGGCCCGGACGGCGGCGACAGGCUGAGGGCCGAGUGCAAGUGCGGCGGCGUCUCGUUUGCGAUCCCGAGGCCCUCGGACAAGGUAAAGGGGGACGAGUACAUGGGCAGAUACGUGUCGCCGGUGAACCCGGGCAAGUGGAAGGCGUUUAUGGAUUUCUGCCGCGAUUGCAGGCUCGUCUCGAGUGCGCAUGGCGUGCCGUGGGUGCUGGUUCCGAGGGCGGUCCUGGAACCGGAGGUCCCCUCAGACUUACGCUUCGGGACAAUAAAGACAUAUAAAUCGUCAGAAGACGUCACGAGAGGAUUCUGCGGCGUAUGUGGUGCGACGAUAUUCCUCAAGUGCAAGGCUAGAAGCCCGACGGAAGAAACGGAAGUGCUCAAUAUUGCGGUGGGCAUCUUGAGGGCUCCGGAGGGCGCCAAGGCGGAGGAUUGGCUCACUUGGAGAGCGGGAAGGCCGGCGUGGGUGGAUGAUGCGAUGGAAUACGACCCCGAGUUUAUACAAGCUGUUGUAAAUGGCCACAGGGAGUGGGCGGUCGAGGAGUAUGGGGAGGCGCUAGAUUUCGAGGUUAUGUAGAGGACAUUUCUACUUGAGAAAGUAGAUUAUACCAUUUCCUCUACGAAACCGUGUAGCAUAUAGCUUAUCCAUGGAUGCUUGGUGUAUAUUAAUGUGAGAAGCCAUACACAAGUCUGUGUUGCCUAAGUAUAUCAAAUAGUCAUCGUAAGGUACCGUGCCUACAUCUGCGAAUGAUUUUGAUGUCUUGUGAAAGGUUGAAGCUGCAACAUUUGAAAGUUCCGGGGUCCUUUAUUCUAGGCCACCGGGGCAAGUGCCAUUGAGUUAUUUGCAGC